CGCAGUUUGACAACCAACUCUGAAGGUUGUGUAACAAGUUGUGUAACCGAUUUUUCCCACGGUGUAGCUGUGUUGUUCUCCAACCAUGGCAUGAGUGAUCAAGAGGAGACACCGAACCAAAACAAACUAAAGCAAAGGUGCAACCUGUCAAUGUGCAAUCAUAAUUCCACAAGCAGAAAAACAUCUAUAAGACCUCUGCCAUUAUGUCAUCAUACGCUGUGUUCGACAACUUGUACCCAGCCAUCAUCCAGUGUUUCGCCAUCAUCUUUGCUGGAUACCUCUUUGGGCGAGUCGGUAUCAUCACGACAUCCGCUGCCAAAGGGUUGGAGAAAUACAUCUCCUACCUGGCCCUUCCUGCACUUCUGUUCCAAGCCAUGUGUACGCUGAAGUUCGAGGCCGUGAACUGGUGGUUCCUGCUGGCCAUGGCCAUUGCUAAGUCUUCGGUGUUCCUGCUGGUGGCCGUGUUCACGCUGGUUCUAGGGAGGAACUUUGGAAAGGCUGGACUGUUCGCAAUCUUUGCCACCCAAAGUAAUGACUUUGCCCUGGGAUAUCCUAUUGUGAAAGCCAUCUACAGUUCCAGCCGACCAGAGUUCCUGAUUUACAUCUACCUACUGGCUCCUAUCUCUGUAGCCAUCCUGAAUCCCCUGGGGUUCAUACUCAUGGAGGUCCAGAGGAACAUCGACUCCAGGGAGGCAAAGAGCAGGUGCAGGAGUGUCCUUCAGGUUAUAAAAGGGGUGAUACUAAACCCUAUCAUCUUCAUGGUGAUAAUUGGCAUUGCUGGGAACUUUGCCUUCCACGAAACGGUGCCCCCUGUACUGUCAGGUAUCCUGGAUGUGCUGGGGGAGUCUUUCAGUGCCACAGCCCUGUUCUACCUCGGACUCAGUAUGGUCGGAAAGAUCAGCCAACAGGCUCGCUUUGCCUUCAUUGUGCCAGCUAUCCUGGUAGCAGUCAAGACACUGCUACUUCCGUUUGUUGCCCGUGAACUUGUUGUUGGCCUCCAGAUUGGCGGUAAUGACACCAACAUGACAGAAGAGUUCCGUAACUAUGGCUUCCUGUACGGAACCUUCCCCGUAGCGCCUUCUGUCUUCAUCUUUGCCUCCAACUAUGGCCUGGCAACUGAAGUGAUUGGUCCAGGCCUGGUGGUGUGCACCUUCCUGUCUGCACCACUAAUGUUCAUGUCAGCACAGAUGAGCAGCCUGUCCAUGGACACACAGACCAACCUCAUGGCUGUGGUCAUCAAGACAGCCUUCGAUGUCAGCAUCAUCGGCCUCAUCUUCUGUGUUUGGGUACUGGCAGUGUUCUUCCUCUCAGGAAAGUUCAAGCAACUUCCUCACAAACUCACCACAUGUCUGGUCUCAUCUCAGGUCCUUGGCUGUGUAGGCAUGAUCCUGUUCUACACACUCGGCUAUCCACACAGUGAGAAAACAUGGCAGGCGUAUGUCUCCUUCACUGUGAUGAUGAUCGGCACCAUCAGCUGUCGCACAUGGACAGCAGCGCUGGCUGUUGGGCUAUUCUUACUGAAGAGGGAGGGGGCAGACUUUAUCAGCAGGAACAUGGGACUGUUCCAUAUAGUCAGCUGGGGGACAGCCAUUCUGCUGACAGGGGUGCUGUUUGUAAUCCAUGCCAUCACUGGUUCCACGUGUGAUCAACCCAUGCAUGAUUCCUGCCAGUUUCCUUUCCUUCCUGCACAGUUCUGUACUUCCUCUGUGAGCAUCACCAUGACUGGCGUGUUGAUCGUGUGUAUACUGGUGACUGUGGGAUCACUGGUGGGACUACAGAAACUCGGGCACCUCAGGUCAGCAAGACCAGACAACAAAGACUAUGAUGAAGUCCCAGAUCCUCGCAGAGAACUGCGUGCCCAGUGUGGGAACCACAAUAACUGCUGCGCCAACCCUGACGAAGAGUGUCCCAUCCUGACCUCAUCGGAGUCUGGAUGUCAGAGACAGGGUUUUCACAGAACUUCUCAGGUUGUGGUCUCCUAUCAGUCAUUAUCAUCAGAACCACUGAUGCCAGGAGCUGGAGAUGGUUAUCAGCUGGAUGAAGAGGAGCAGGUGCCAGAGUCACAUGACCAGCAAGUAUCGAGACACGUGGUGGUGCUCAUCUGCCUCACACUGUCCAUGUUCAUUGAGCUGUUCUUAUGUAUCUGGAGACUGAUGAUGGACUCCAUGCAGGGCAUCUACAUAGAGCUGGAGUUCCUCAAUAGUGUCUUCAACUUUGCUCAGGGUAUAUUUGCAUUUGUUGCCUUUGGUCUGGACACCCAGAUGAUCCUGCAUCCGCUCAUCAAAAAGUAUCGCUCGGGAAAAUGCACGUCUAUAUUAUGUGGCUGGCGGUCGACCGGUUGGCUGGCAGGAUCAGCCACAAGAGCAACGACAAACCCGUUGGCGGUUUGGAGCUGUUAAGAAGACUAAAAACACGCAUAGUCCACGUGUUUUGUCAAGUUUAUCUAUGCAAACAGUUGUAUGAAUUCCAACAUCUUUUUAUUUUUACGAAAAUGCAUAAAGAUCAAGGAAGUUAAAUCAAACGCUAUGAAUAGCACAAAUAUAGCACAAAUGCUUUGUUCUGAACAGUUAAGUGUUAACAUUACAAAAUAUAGACCGCUGAACAAUGUCCUAUUGUGUAAGAACAAUACAGUGAAUUUCUUGAGGUAAUACAAUUGUAUUAAGACUUCUGUCCAAAUGAUGCACACAUACGUGCCUAUUCUUGCCUAGAAUUUAUAUGUUGUAUAAUGAGAGAGCCUCAUCUUUCUUGAGCAAAAGUCGAUUAAAAAUGUAUUUGCUUUGAUACAUUCUUUGUUAUCAGAAAGCUCAUUCAGUGUUUGUAAAAAACAGAAUAUACAUUUACCUGAAAUAAAAUUGCUGUUACCUAAUGUAUGUGUUAUCAUUGCUGCUAAUAAAGGGUAUUCAUUUCUUA
This is a messenger RNA of Branchiostoma floridae (Florida lancelet), 2910 nucleotides long. Its product is annotated as integral membrane protein GPR155-like. The transcript is spliced from 16 exons. Gene Ontology annotation, cellular component: membrane. The record is from RefSeq and is a predicted model, not a curated record. Bases 204 to 2399 code for a protein of 731 amino acids. Gene Ontology annotation, biological process: transmembrane transport. Lineage: Eukaryota; Metazoa; Chordata; Leptocardii; Amphioxiformes; Branchiostomatidae.